GUCAGCUUUCAUCGUGCACGCGCAAUCGUCAUCUUUUCUGUCCUCGUAUUUUGAUAAUGUAAAACGUCGUCUCAAACGCACUAUCGAUGACUACAAAGUCGAGUCUCACGAUCCCGACGGCGCAGCUAAGCUGCGAGCAAUGCCAGCAACGCAAGACCAAGUGCAGCAAGACCGUUCCCUGCGCCGCAUGCGUCAAAGCAGGCAUUUCGUGCACCGCGGUUCAACGGCAUCGGCUGCCUCGGGGUCGGAGUCGAGCACAGCGGCGAGGCACUUCCACUGUCCACGCCCUGACGGAUCGCAUUGCUCGUCUGGAGGCCGUUGUUGCACAAUAUCAACAGAAUGGCUCUUCAGAUCAUGACGCUUCCAACCAACCACAAUCCCAUCCUGAACGGCAGGUAGGUUCAGCGAUCAAGCCAAUCGAAUCUUUUAUUGCUUCGGAUUUCUGGGUAGAACUUUCGGAUGCUGUGGCUGGUCUGCGACAUGUUUUGGAAGAUGAUGUGGAUGGAGAGCUGGGCGGUGAGGGUGAUUCAACGCCGGCCAGUGCCACUAUCUCCCCUGACGCAAGCAGUCUUCUCCUCGGUACGGGUCCACAUAUCGCAAGGCUGAACGAAGGCCCUGGCCCCGAAACUCGCGACUGGUUGAUGGCUGUGUACAAGGAGCGUGUCGAUGUCAUCUUUAAACCCCUGCACUGGCCCACCGUACUCCUUCAGAUCCUGUCGGUGAAGGGACAGCGGUCUCUGGAAAUCGAGGCCUUGGAAUCAGCCAUAUUGUUCACCGCUGCGUGCUCUCUCUUCAAGCAUGAAUUGCGAGGCACAGAUGUCUCAGUGGAGUAUCUUCUUCAGCGAGUGGAAGCGGCCCUCGUUGAAGUGGGAUUGCUUACGACAACGAGCAUAUUGGUUCUGCAGGCAUUCGUCAUUUACCUUGCUGGGCUCCGAGUCAUCCGAGCCAAGGCUCAACAAUGGACGCUGACCGCUGUUGCCAUCCGUCUCGCUAAUGCGCAAGGCAUACCGCAUCGUCUCAAACCUGCAUUCGACGGCGAGAUCCAGAGGCGACUUUGGUUCUGCAUCGGCGUCUUGGACCUACAGUGUUCCUUCGAUCGUGGAUCUCAGCCUCUACUCAGGUCAGACGACUUUCCCUCGUGGCCUCUCAACAUCAACGAUCAUGAAUUGUCCCCUGAGCAUGCUCCCUCACCGAGCCGACCAUUGGACGCUCAGUACACGGAAAUGUCACUCAGCUCGAUCAUCUACCGUGCAGGGAUCUGUCAGCGCCGUCUAACGGAGAUUGGCUUAUCAGCGGCUUCAUCGAACGUCACUGUCGAUCCAAUCAUUGUCCAUCGGCAACAGCACAGCGUCCUCUCCGAAUUUGAGCACUCUGUACUGCAACUUUCGUCAUUGCUUGAUCACUCUGGCUCUUCGAUACAAAAGUUCACGCUCGCUGUCGCAAACGAAAGCCUUGUGGCUAUGCGUCUGUUGAUUCGUCGGCCACUCUACCGAAGUGGCAAUGGCUCCAAUCCUCAUGGCGCGAAUGUUGACGGCGACUUUGACUUGCUGAGCACAGCUACGAGCGUCCUUGAGAGCAGCCAGAUGAAGCGAACGCAGAUCGAAUUCGCACCCUGGGCGUGGUUUUCAUGGGUCAAGUGGUAUGCUCUCGCCAUCGUACUUGCUGAACUCUGCACCGCCCGAGGUCCGGAGGCAGAUCGCGCUUGGGAAGUUGCGCAAAAGUCUUUCGAUGAUUACGCCGAAGCCGCUGCUAUGGAAACCAAUCGCAAGGUUAAUGCUCAAGGCGAAAACCAUACGAGAGAAGCGUGGAGCAACGGCAUCUAGACAACCAGCGUUCCUGUCAACCGUCCCCGAUCAGACCUUCAGCAUUCCUUCAUUCACGGAUAGCAUCGCUUCCAAUCAGGACGUAGCAGAUGAGCUCCAAAACACUGACUGGC
Molecule: messenger RNA, 1936 nt
Organism: Neohortaea acidophila
Lineage: Eukaryota; Fungi; Ascomycota; Dothideomycetes; Mycosphaerellales; Teratosphaeriaceae
Exons: 4
Coding region: 87-1823 (578 amino acids)
Biological process (GO): regulation of DNA-templated transcription; DNA-templated transcription
Molecular function (GO): DNA binding; zinc ion binding; DNA-binding transcription factor activity, RNA polymerase II-specific
Source: RefSeq, a predicted model, not a curated record